AUGGCGGGCGACAGGGGCGAGCAGGGCGAGCAGGGCUCGACAAGCUCGAGGGGCGCGGCCGAGGCAGAGGCAGGGUUGAAGGACAAGGCCAUGCGAGAGGUCAAGAUUCUAAUGCUUCAUGGCUACACACAAUCGGGGCCUCUGUUUCGUGCCAAGACCCGCGCCCUGGAAAAGCUCCUCGCCAAAUCCCUUGCGCCUUCAAAACUCCAGCCAACCCUCUUCUACCCAACGGCCCCCUCCCGCCUCAGCCCCAAGGAUAUCCCCGGAUUCCAGCCCUCCGGCGGCGGGGCGCCCGGCGAUGGCGGCGGCGCCGACUCGCAGGAGAUGGACGCGUGGGCAUGGUUCCGCAAGGACGAGGCCAGCGGCAAUUACCGCCUGCUGAGGGAAGGGUUCGAGAGCCUCGCCCGCUGCAUCAGGGACGAGGCCGGCGGGCACGUGGACGGCGUGGUGGGGUUCAGCCAGGGCGGUGCGAUGGCCGCCAUGCUGGCCUCGGCCCUCGAGCACGUCGCCGCCGGCACGGGUGGGCAGAGGCAGCCGCCGCCGAGCGACGACACGUACGACUGGAGCUGGGUGCCCGCGCUGCGUGAGGCCAACGGCGGCACGGCGCUGCGCUUCGCGGUGGUGUACAGCGGGUUCUUCGCGCCGCCCCCCGCGCUGGCCUGGCUCUACGAGCCCAAGAUCAGGACGCCGACGCUUCAGUUCAUCGGGAGCCUGGACACGGUCGUCGAGGAGGGCCGGAGCCGCGGGCUCGAGGAACGGUCUGAGAAUCCAAUCAUGGUGGUCCACCCGGGCGGGCACUAUGUCCCGGUGAACAAGCAGUUCGUGAUGCCGCUGGUGGGGUUCAUUAAGCAGUGCUGCGAGGACAACGCAGAGACCUGA
Molecule: messenger RNA, 879 nt
Organism: Diaporthe batatas
Lineage: Eukaryota; Fungi; Ascomycota; Sordariomycetes; Diaporthales; Diaporthaceae
Exons: 2
Coding region: 1-879 (292 amino acids)
Cellular component (GO): cytoplasm; nucleus
Source: RefSeq, a predicted model, not a curated record